This is a messenger RNA of Sabethes cyaneus, 884 nucleotides long. Its product is annotated as vesicle transport protein GOT1B. The transcript is spliced from 5 exons. The coding region runs from base 318 to 746 and encodes 142 amino acids. NCBI's taxonomy places the organism in Eukaryota, Metazoa, Arthropoda, Insecta, Diptera, Culicidae. Gene Ontology annotation, cellular component: membrane; endoplasmic reticulum. The record is from RefSeq and is a predicted model, not a curated record. Gene Ontology annotation, biological process: retrograde transport, endosome to Golgi; endoplasmic reticulum to Golgi vesicle-mediated transport.
GUGUGUUAUGUCGUUUUUAGGCUGAGUAGAAAUUCAACAAACCGUAAUUAAAUGUGCUGUAAUAAAACUGUGAAAUCAUUUGUGAAUUAAGGCAGAAAAGUUAAAUUGCUUGUAUUUAAAGUUAAUAUCCUGCCAGAUUCUAGCAGUUAAAAUAAACGGACAAAUUGACCUAUAAAACUAUGAUUUCGGCGCUUCUGGGUAUCAACAAGCCCCAAUGACGUGGAAAUAUUUUGAUUAACCACUCUGUGAUCAGUGCAGUUUUAUAAAUACAUCUGGUCUCUUUCAGUAAUACCUAGUAUUAUAUCAAACUAAAAAAAAUGUUCGAGAUAAGUGACACACAAAAAAUCGGAGUUGGUCUGGCCGGUUUUGGAGUAGCCUUCCUAUUUCUGGGAGUUUUGCUUCUGUUCGACAAGGGUCUGCUAGCCAUAGGAAACAUACUUUUCAUCUGCGGACUUGCCUGCGUGAUUGGGUUGGAGCGUACGUUCCGGUUUUUCUUUCAGAAGCACAAGGUAAAAGCUUCGAUUGCGUUCUUCGGUGGCAUCAUGAUAGUUUUGUUGGGCUUUCCGUUGAUUGGAAUGCUGAUCGAAACGUAUGGUUUCAUAUUGUUGUUCAGUGGCUUCUUCCCUGUGGCCAUUAACUUCCUGCGAAGGGUGCCGGUGUUAGGCAGUUUUCUGAAUAUGCCCGGGGUCAGCAAGGUUGUGGAUCGACUCGCAGGGGACUCGAAUCGAACUACGGAUGCAUAUUAAAAUUCUUCCGGUAAAAUGAUUACAAUACUGCAUGGAAAUAACUGAUUUCAUCGAUAUGUCAAAUUUAUUUUAAUUAGUCGCUUGAAACAACAUUUCAGUUCAGUUCAGGUUGUUCAAUAAACAGCACGCGAUACGAAA